AUGUCACAUCAUCAUAAUCAAUUCUCUGGCCAACCAACAAACACUGCUGGUAUUGAUCACGGCGACGAUACUUCAGAAAACAUUUCAUUAGCGUCUACAGAAUACUCAGAGCAUCAGCAUAAUCGGCAUACUGAAGUCAAUCCCAUAACGCAUUCAGUUAAAGAGUCGAGCGACAGCAGUCAACAUCAGCAGCACCAGCACCAGCACCAGCACCAGCACCAACAGCACCAAAAUCAACAUCAAUUUGAAAACCCUCUUGGCGACGAAAAUGAUGACAAUGACGGAAAAGCAACCCCGUAUAACCCACCAACACCCAUCCUUGGUCCCCUAGCUGAUCUCGAACGAAGUAUUACUUCAUUUGAAUCACUUCAACAUCGAGACUUGUCACAUUUCCAAACAGCUCGCACGACGCAAACAAAUCAAACUAAUAAAACAAACAAAACUAAUCAGACCAAUGCAUCGAGCAAAACAUUACGAGUCAAGAGACUGGAAAGAAGAGGUUUACUAAGCCAGUUGGUUGUCAUUCCAGAAUACUAUGACGCAAGAGACUAUCCACUAAAAAUCAAAUACUUCAUUGUUGGGAUUAUAGCAUUGGCUUCAAUUACUGGUCCCAUGGGUACUUCCAUCAUGUUACCGGCAAUCGAUGAUAUUGUCGAUAAACUAGAUACUACAGUGAGUAUGGUCAAUGUCUCCGUUGGUAUAUACCUUUUAUCCCUAGGUAUUUUCCCACUUUGGUGGUCUUCUUUUAGUGAAAGAUUUGGGAGAAGAUCAGUUUACUUUAUUAGUUUUGUCCUCUUUGUUGCAUUCAGUAUUGGUACAUCUUUGUCACCAAAUAUUAGCGCAUUAAUAGUUUUAAGAGUUCUACAAGGUGGCUCCUCGGCAAGUGUCCAGGCAGUGGGGGCAGGUACAAUUGCAGAUUUGUUUGUGCCUCAGGAAAGAGGUAAGGCUAUGGGAUGGUACUACCUAGGUCCAUUAAUGGGCCCAUUUUUGGCUCCUAUAUUGGGUGGUGCAGUAUCACAAGCAUGGGGCUGGAGAGCAACUCAAUGGUUAUUAAUGAUAUUUGCCGCUUGCAAUCUAAUCAGUAUCACUUUCUUCUUACCUGAGACAUUAAGGAAGCUUGAUAAUUUGGCAUUAUUGAAGAAUAUAAUGAAGCAGGCGCAAGGAGCCGAGCCAAUUGAUGAAAAAGAAAAGACAGAGGAGAAUGUGCAACAAAAUGAAAAAGAGAAACUGGAAAAUAGCGAUGACUCUAGUUUUCAAGGUGAAGAGAUAUUACCCACACGACAACAACAACAACAACAACAACAACAACAACAACAGCAACAUCAACAACACAACAAGAACCAAACUAAAGGCCACCAUGAUCCACAUAUUCUAACAGAUAAUCAAGACCAGGAUUUACAACGCGUUGCAACCAAUAUGAGUCGAAGAUCAAGCGCAAGAUCGGUUCGGUCUAUAAUUGAAGACGACGAAGACGAGGGUCCCAUUAUGGAUCCAGUGAUGCCCACUUUGUCUCGAUUGACAACUAAUCGAUCGUCAUACUCACGCAAAUUGCAACAAUCAUACGUUGCAGGCGAGAUUCGUCGUUCAAUGUCCAAUAUGGGGGUAGCAACUGAAGAGUUACCUCGAGAAGAAAACGGAAUUGGGGCAACAAACACUUCAACUCUGCUUACACAGCCACCAUCUUUGAAUAAAAGAGCCGAGUUUAAACGUAAUUGUUACGAUUUGAUCAUUCGUCCACUCCACUCGCUUGUUCUUUUGAAACACCCACCUGUUGUGCUUGUUAUUCUCUACUCUGGAAUAUCAUUUGCAGUAAUUUAUUUCUUCAACAUGACCAUUUCGUACGAAUAUGCUCGUGAACCUUAUAAGUUUAGUCAAAUUAUUGUUGGGUUGAUGUAUAUCCCCAAUUCAGUAACAUACCUUGCUGCCUCAAUGAUUGGUGGUCGAUGGAAUGAUCAUUUGUUAAACAAAUACGCUGAAAAGCAUGGUGAGCUAGUCCCCGAAUCACGUAUAUCUUGGAACAUUGUUCUUGCCGUAAUUCUAUACCCAAUGGCGUGCCUCAUCUUUGGAUGGACAAUCAAGUAUGGUGAGUUUUGGCUCGUUCCCUUGAUUGGCACUGCAAUUUGUGGGUUUGCCUCGAUGUUGGUGAUUGGUGCAACAGUCACUUACCUAGUGGAUACUUUGCCUGGUAAAGGUGCAACUGGAGUAGCAUUAAACAAUUUAAUCAGACAGAUCUUGGCUGCUGUGGCUACCUUUAUUGUUGAGCCCUUGUUGGUAGCAAUUGGUCCUGGUAUUUUGUUUAGUAUAUUGAUGGGCAUAUUGACGGUGGCAUCAUUAAUCUUGUUGUACUUGAAAAGAAAAGGUGCGUAUUUUAGAGAACAUUACGAUUUGAUGAAACUCUACGAUAAAUUGUGA
This is a messenger RNA of Lodderomyces elongisporus, 2412 nucleotides long. It is a transcript of the gene QDR3, whose product is annotated as Qdr3p. Bases 1 to 2412 code for a protein of 803 amino acids. Gene Ontology annotation, cellular component: plasma membrane. The record is from RefSeq and is a predicted model, not a curated record. Lineage: Eukaryota; Fungi; Ascomycota; Pichiomycetes; Serinales; Debaryomycetaceae. The transcript has a single exon. Gene Ontology annotation, biological process: transmembrane transport; intracellular polyamine homeostasis. Gene Ontology annotation, molecular function: polyamine transmembrane transporter activity.